Molecule: messenger RNA, 1815 nt
Organism: Fusarium keratoplasticum
Lineage: Eukaryota; Fungi; Ascomycota; Sordariomycetes; Hypocreales; Nectriaceae
Exons: 4
Coding region: 1-1815 (604 amino acids)
Biological process (GO): positive regulation of transcription by RNA polymerase II
Cellular component (GO): nucleus
Source: RefSeq, a predicted model, not a curated record
AUGUCUCCUCCGGUGCCUGAGCAGCAGCCACAGCAGCCCGGCCAGCAGCAGCAGUCUUCGGCUGUGUCGUCGUCUGGUAGCGCCAGCAACGACUCCAAGUCUGCCACUCCUGCGCCCAGCGCUGCCUCAAACACCUCUCAGAGCAGUGCUACGCCCUCGACAAGCUCCGAUGAUAACCUCAUCUGCCGAUGGAAUGCCUGUAACCAAAAGUUUACCACUCCAGAGUCGCUCUAUGAGCACAUCUGUGAGCGUCACGUUGGUCGCAAGAGCACCAACAACCUCAACCUGACUUGUCAGUGGAACUCUUGCAGGACCACCACAGUCAAGAGAGACCACAUCACUUCGCACAUCCGGGUUCAUGUGCCCCUGAAGCCUCACAAGUGUGACAUGUGCGGAAAGUCUUUCAAGCGACCCCAGGAUCUCAAGAAGCAUGUCAAGACUCAUGCCGAUGACUCUGUCCUUGUCCGGCCAUCUCAGGAUCCUCAAGGUGGACUCAACUACAGGCCACAGCCUCCCAAGGGCCCCUCUAGCUAUUAUGACCACAAUGGCCAGAUGCGAACUAACGCCGCCGCCUUCACCCAUCAGGCAGGGCAUCCUAGCGGCUACUAUGCUCCCCAACCCUCUACCAACUAUGGCCUCUACUUCAACCAGCCGCCCCUGAACAACGCCCGCACCGAGCACCUUGGCUACAGCGCCGCCCCCGGCGGCUAUGAUCGAAAGCGCGCCUAUGACAUGGUCGACGACUUCUUUGGCAGCGCCAAGCGUCGCCAGAUCGACCCCUCCUCGUAUGCCCAGAUUGGCCGCUCCUUGAUGCCUCUUCACGGAAACCUGUCCAUCCCCAACGGCCCCAUGGCCGCCACAGAGCAGUACAUGCCUCAGCCAGCUCCUCCGUCCGCCGUGCACGCUGGCCCUGCUCCCAGCAACCCCCUGGCUCAGCAGUACUAUCUCCCCAUGCCCAACGCGCGCACGCAGAAGGAUCUCAUCCACAUCGACAACAUCCUUGGCCAGAUGCAAGACACCAUCUACGAGAAUGCCAGCCAUGCUACUGCUGGCGUCCAUGUCCACGGCGAGGGCUUCAACGGUUACCGCAACACUCCUUCGCCUCCUACCUCUCACCGAUCACCAGGAGGCAUUCCCGUGACAGCCGAUGCCUACCAGUCCGUGUCUGCAGCUACCAUGGCUUCUCCCCUGACAGCCAUCUCCUCCACCGGCACUCCCGCCGUCACUCCUCCCUCCAGCUCCAUGUCUUACACUUCCGGCCACUCUCCUAGCCCCUCCUCCUCGGGCAUGUCUCCUCAGUCUCGCCACGGCUCAACAGCCUCAGUCAUGUAUCCCACUCUGCCCACAAGCCUCCCCGCAGUUAGCCAGGGCUUCGGUCACUCUGCUACCACAACUCUGGGACCCAGCUUUGAGAGCAACGAGCGCCGUCGCUACUCUGGUGGUAUGCUUCAGCGGGCACGAGGACCCCUGCCUCUGCCUCAUGAGGAUACCAGCGGUGCCUCGACUCCUAAAGCGAGCGAGUCUGCCCUGUCGGUUGGCUCUCCAUCCUCUGAGUCUGAUGUUAGCGACGCGACCCGCGAGCGUGAGGAGCAGUAUGACCGAUGGCUCGAGAACAUGCGAGUCAUUGAGACCCUGCGCGAGUAUGUCCGAGGACGUCUUGAGCGGAAGGAGUAUGUUGAGGAGAAUGACCGACGACCAAGCAUUGCGGAUGUCAUGGAUGUUGACCCCAAGAGCCCCAGGGGCCCCAUCCGAGAACUGGGUACUCCUCGUGAGGGUUCCUCACUGUACCCCAUCCUCCGCAUGCCUGGUGCCUAG